Molecule: messenger RNA, 371 nt
Organism: Bactrocera latifrons
Lineage: Eukaryota; Metazoa; Arthropoda; Insecta; Diptera; Tephritidae
Product: WD repeat-containing protein 35-like
Exons: 2
Coding region: 54-371 (105 amino acids)
Biological process (GO): intraciliary retrograde transport; protein localization to cilium; non-motile cilium assembly
Cellular component (GO): non-motile cilium; intraciliary transport particle A
Source: RefSeq, a predicted model, not a curated record
CAUCCAACCGACCAGUUUUAGCUAUUUGUUUUGAGACGUGCAAAUUGCAAAUUAUGCGAAAUGAAAGCGAUGACGCCCCAGUUAUCAUCGAUACAAGUAUGCGAAAUAUAGCUGCUGAGUGGAAUCAAGAUGGUUCUGUGCUUUCUGUUUGUGGAAUUCUUAUAGAUUUCAAUACUUCGAAAGAAUCGAAUCAAGUAAAUUUUUACUCCCCAUUCGGACAUUUGAUACGCACCUUAAAGGUUCCAGGGAAUGAGAUCUCUUCACUUUCAUGGGAAGGAAAAUCGCUACGCAUUGCAAUGGCUGUCGAUUCAUUCAUAUAUUUUGCAAAUAUACGUCUACAAUUCAGAGCGACGAUAAAUGCUAUCAAUUAA